Dermacentor albipictus is the source of this 1111-nucleotide messenger RNA. RefSeq names its product sulfotransferase 1B1-like. Gene Ontology annotation, cellular component: cytoplasm. The record is from RefSeq and is a predicted model, not a curated record. Gene Ontology annotation, molecular function: sulfotransferase activity. Lineage: Eukaryota; Metazoa; Arthropoda; Arachnida; Ixodida; Ixodidae. Gene Ontology annotation, biological process: sulfation.
GUCUGCCUGAACGUUAGUGUCUGUGUAUGCGUGUCUUCUUUGUGGCAUCACACAUCAAGUACACCGAACGGCCCGACGACCUGAUCGAAAUGGACCAAGAAUCAUAUCGGUUUGUCGAAGGAGUGUGGAUGCACAACUUCUUCCGGGACGAAGUCAUCCGCUCAGUUAUCAAUUUCAAACCCCGGGAUGGAGACUUUGUCGUCGUAACAUACCCUAAAUGUGGAACCACUUGGACGAUGUUUAUUGUUCACAACAUUCUUACACGUGGCAAAGAAAUUUUCAGUAUUGGGGAAUUUGGGCUCAUGUGCCCGUAUCUUGACAUGCUUGGAGCCGCAGCGGCCGACAAUCCAUCCAGAACGGGUCCCAUUAUGACCCACCUGCCAUUGAGAGUUUUCCCGCCAGUGGACAACGCAAAGUACAUAUACGUGGCCAGAAACCCUUACGACUGUGCGGUCUCCUAUUACCACUUCCUCAAAGGACUGACUCCAAAGACGGUCACCGACGUCUCGUUCGAGAAGUUCCUACAUCUUUUUUUAUCCGGCAAAGUAAUUUACGGCGACUAUUUCGACCACCUGCUGGCAUGGUACGAGCGGAAGAACGACGCCAAUGUCCUUUUCCUUACCUACGAGAACCUAAAGGCUGACACGAGAGAGCAAGUACUCAAGAUCGCCGACUUCCUCGGUAAUGAGCAUGGAGCUGCACUGCGGGAAGACGAGGAACUUCUGCAGAAGGUGCUGAAGGCCUGCAGUCUCGAAAACAUGAAGGUCUGCUUUAGUGUCAAGCCAACUGACCGAGUGAAGAAAAUGGUGGAGAUAGCGAAGGACAAGCCGGAUUCCUGUGAACUGAUGAAGGACAUACCAACGAAGAGUGACGAGAUGCACGAAGGAGUGGGCUUUGUGCGUAAAGGAAUCGUAGGUGACUGGAAAAACUACUUCACGCCGGAGCAGAUAAAAGAGACGAAAGCCUGGAUAACGAGAAAUACACAAGGGAGCGACGUAAUGGCUCUUUGGAAUGACUGUGACCUGCCCUAAACAUUCGAAGGUAACGAUAUUUUUAGUGUCAAAAGAGUGGUGCUUGCCAAUCCGGAUUUUGUGAUCAAUGUAUAAAUAAG